CAUUCUAAAAGUACAAAGGACUACCCAAGGAUACUCAAUGAAGACGGCUGUUUACCCGGGAAAACAAUCACCGAGAUGUCAAUGCUGCAUAAAAAAAUUUACCUAGUUUUUAUAAGUACUUUAAUACUAUGUAAUGUUAUUAUUGAAGGUAAUGAUGGAUUGGAAAAUGAAAAUAACAAUGUAGUAGAAUGUCAGUUGGGACGGGCAUUGAGAAAGCAGGUUAAACCCACGCCACUUGGUGGUAUGUGUCUCAAGGACAUCGUCGUACGCUUGUCGAAAACUCUACGGUCGAUUGGCAACGAUGAGUUGGGCCUUGUGCAAUUCCAGCGAAUGCUCGAUCAGCUGGACUUCAUCGAGGUCCCGGAUGAACCGGAAUCUUCAUUGAAAACACUUGUCAAUGAUAUUGAUGCCCAGCUGGAGAAAUUUCUUGAUAUCUUGGAGCGCAGUCUAGAUAUUGUUGCACCGAUUAUUAAGAGUAACACUUAUGAUCAUUCUUAUCUGGAUCAUGAUCAAGAGUUACAGGUGCAGAGAGAACAAUCUCUUGAUUUUUGUAAACAAAUUGAAGAUGCAUUGGCAUACAAUUUAAAAGAGAACGGCUGGAAGAACAUCAGAGUAAUUCCAAUAAAACGACCGGGUAAAAUAUGCGGACAGGCUGGCCCUGUCCGCAACAUCGGUUCAUUAUUUCUAUCCCAGUGCGACAAGCCAAGAAACGUAAUCGUCCUUUUAGAAAACGGAAUUUUCAUGUCAGAAGACGACAUAGCGCUAGCUCGCGCCACAGCAAGAACAAUAGUUGACAUGCUGUCAGAUACAGAUUUAAUAACAGUAAUCAGCCUAGCCAACAAAACAUCUCUCCUCUGCACUGACGCUCUUAUAAAAGCGACAGAUGUCAAUAAGUAUCAAUUAAUCCGGCUGAUAGAUUCAAUAGCAAGGCUUGACGCUAAUGAAUCACCCUCAAUAGACUUUAAAUCAAUGACUAAAAACUUACGUGAUGAUAUUGUUAUAGUCCAUAUUACAAAUACAUUUAAAGACUUAUCAAAUGUUAAAAAUAUUGUUAAAACUAUUGCGUCCAACAAAUUAAAGGUUUAUUUUCGUACUGCGUUGAUAGUAUCAGACUUGAAGCCGACUGUUAAUGUUGAAGAGACAUUUAUUAACGAGAGUACAGCAACUCUUCCGACAAACAAUCCACUGGGUUACGAUGUCGCAAGACUGUUUGCUAAUUUAGAGUGUCCAAUAAUAAAUAAGAAAUAUUUCUAUUUAUCAGAUAUAUUUUUACAACCUUACGGUAAGACAUUAGGAGUAUCGAUAGUUAGAGCUACCGAUGAAGUACUUAUAUCACUAGACGUUAAACUUCGUGAAUUUGUUGAGAAGAUAACUUACUUCAACGCUGGAAUUAACAACAACGCCGUGUUGUUCGACAAAAAAGGCUUAGUGUGGAUGAACAAAAAUUUUCCACGGGUUGAAACUCUCUCAGAGCAGCCUAUAGAAGUAAAUUUACAUGACAUAGAAAACUUCGACAAGAACUUUGUCGUAGAAAUGAUUGAAAGGCCCAAAGGAGCCAAGGAAGUCCAGAAUAAAUUCAAUGAAACAAUAAGUGUCAGAUGGAAGCACUUAAAGUACUUAGAUUUAAUAAUCUGUAUAGUUACAGAUAAAAAAAAUACCCGCAGGUCAGUAGCUAAAUUUCCUCCCCCGCUUCCGGACAGUAUUCUGCACCACAGGCUGGAUUUAGUAUCAAAAACCCUGGCGGAGAGCGUGGAGCUCUGUUUAGACAGACGGAACAUAGUGAGCCCUUCAAAAGCUGUUAUGUACUUAUCACCCUGGUGCUUGAACUCCUGGAGAGAAGACCUGGCCUCGCUGAUGAAUCUCCAGAGCUACAUGGCCUACAUCAAGGACGCGACGCGGCUGCUCAGAAAUCCUGGACUUGGUCCGUUUGUCCGUCGAGACGCAGCAAUGCUCGCGCAGAUUAUCGACCACUGGAAGACCCGCCACCAGGAGAGCCCCUCCAAGAUGUUCAUAGUCAGAAGAUACAUGGCCGCUGUCGAGAGUGGAGUAGUAGAAGUUUAUCCAGGUCUGGCGAUGGACUCGAGCUUGGAUCCAAGAAGGCGAGCCUGGUACGGCAAGGCCUUGGAGCAUCCGGGUAAAAUAAUUCUAACCGGCUCGUACUUGGACGGCGGAGGUGCUGGGUACGUUGUCAGUCUCAGCCAGACUAUCUACGAGGGUCGAAAGUCGGCUGUUCAUGGCCAAGAAGACCCGGUGGUUGCAGUAGCAGCAAUGGAUUUUUCUCUGGGAUACAUUAUGAGGUUACUUAAAGACAUGCUGCCUUUUUGCAGCGAUUCUAUGAUCAAAUGCUUCCUGAUGGAUGAUAAAGGCUACCUGGUGUUCCAUCCGUCGUUCCUAGACCCCGGGGGUAAGUUCGAGCAGCAACACUUGACUCACAAAGAAUUAUUGGUGGCUACUGAUAUUCUCAAUCAUGAUUUUUUUGUGAGGAAAAAAAUUUGUGCUAAUUUUUUGGACGGUACUGUUGAGAGGUACUAUCAAUUUAACACUUCUCUUGAAGAAGUUCUGACUAAUAUAAUCCACGGAGAACAUUGUGUCAAGUAUCAGCUAGCUGCUGUUCCAGAUACUAAUUUAUUUUUCGGAGUUGUUAAUGAAACUUGCACUCUUCCGGCUUUUUGUCCGUGUAACACGAUGGCAAGGUCGUGUUUAAAUUGCAAAAGGAUGGAACAAACUGAGUGCGAGUGUCCUUGCGAGUGUUCUUUAUAUUCUUCAGACUGUGAAGCGACGAAUAUCAGCAAUAUCGAGCCUUGCAAGCCGCCGUAUGAGCAAGGAAUAGUUCCCACGACUCCUUGGGACAGAGUGACUGUUCCGGAGCAGCUGAACCUCCAGCAGUGUCCAUCUUCUGACUGUAAAGGUUACUCAACUGAGCUGGAUUGUCUGGGGAUUGUUGGCUGCCAGUGGUGCUCUCUUGAGAACGACGGAGAGUUGAGCUUGGCUAAUCCGUUUUGUUCGGACGUCAAUGCGUGCUUUAAAGGAGUCUUUGGAGCCCCGCUGCCCUACGCUGAUGGCACUUUUAAUUCUCAGGCGACUGAAAACAGCAUUGGGAAGGAAUGGCCCUCGGUUGGUCCGGUUGCUGGAGGAAUUCUUGCUAUUGUUCUUAUAUUUGGCAUCGUGCUUUUCUGCUACAGGUUACACAGCGUGCAGUCUGGCUUGGAACAUCAGUGUCUACAUCUUAAUGGGUCGCCUGACACGCUUAGGAUGACUCACUUGGAUAUCGGGCUCGGGGGAAGCACUGAUGGAGAUCCGGUGGAGUUAGACCGGUCGAAAAAUCAUUUGGAUUCUCUGCUUCAUGAAAGCACGCCGCCGAUAUCGCCCUAUCGUGUUGCUACUAAUUAUAGGCGACCUCCGGGAGGUGAUAGUGAUCAUGGGUACAGCACGAUGACUCCUCAUGAUGAUACGGAACAGCAGUCUUUUGUAGAGCCACUUUUACUUAUCAAUGCUAGCAUCGAACCUGAAGAUGAACGGCCUGUUGCUUCAGCACCCUCGCCCACGACUAGACUUGAGUCGCCGCACAGGGUUUUGGUUCCUGUUACCGUCCAUCGGAAUAUGGAAACUAAUUAUUGUUAA
Molecule: messenger RNA, 3621 nt
Organism: Cotesia congregata
Lineage: Eukaryota; Metazoa; Arthropoda; Insecta; Hymenoptera; Braconidae
Source: the annotation of a GenBank genome assembly